GAUGGCUGCUUGCAAUGAGUCGUUUUCUAAACUUUCAAUGUGGUGCCUUUUAAUUGUAUUUUCAUUAUUAUGCAGUCUUUGCAGCACAGAAAGGACCCUUAAGAUGACACAUGUGCUGUUUCGACAUGGCAAUCGUUCUCCAAUUGCAGCAUAUCCUGCAGACCCUUAUCAGGAAGACAGUUGGCCUCAGGGAUUCGGACAACUCACUCAGAAAGGCAUGAGGCAACACUAUGAACUCGGCCAAUGGUUCCGGAAACGCUAUGGUACAUUUCUCAAUUCAUCUUAUGUGAGGACAGAGAUUUCUGUGCGUAGUACCGCUUAUGACCGUACCAUCAUGUCUGCACUGAGUAACUUAGCCGGUCUCUACCCACCAUCUAAUAAACAAAUAUGGAAUAAAGAGUUGCUAUGGCAACCCAUUCCUGUGUUUUCUGUACCAAAGGAGGAUGACUUUCUUCUUUCAAUUGAUCACACCCCCUGCCCAAGAUAUAACGAAAUUCUCGCAGAGGCGGCAACUAAGAAGAAUAACUACCUCAGUAAACAUAAAAGUUUCCUCCAGUCUAUCGCAAAGUACUGCGGGUUCGAUUCAAACCCUGUCUCGUUUAAAAACUACUCUAGAGUCGCGGAUACAACUUUUUUUGAGAGGGAAGAUGGAAGGAAGCUGCCAGACUGGGCCACUCCGGAUGUAAUACAGAAACUUAUCAAUGUAAUAAAUGUUUACUACACCAUAGAAUCGCAGAUGGGUGAUGAGUUUCUGAGGCUCGGAGCAGGUCCAAUUUUACAUGAAAUUGUUGGUCAUCUCAAGAACAAAACUGCAGGAAAAGAAACUAGAAAAAUGUUCAUGUACAGUGCACAUGAUGAUAAUGUAGAGUCCCUCUUAGCAUCUUUACAAGUAUUCAAUGACCUUUGGCCUCCAACAGCCAGUUGUGUGAUCAUUGAACUGUAUCAAGAAGAUAACAAGUCAUUUACAAUUGAUGUACUAUUUAAAAAUGCCUCCAAUAAGGAGCCAGAGAAGCUACACAUGCCAGGCUCCUCUGGGCCGUGUACUCUAGAGCAUUUUUACAAGAUCACCGAGCACCUAUUACUGAGUGAUGUAAAGGCUGCAUGCAAAUCCAAAAAGGAUCACGGUGGAGGAACUUUCUUACCUGAAACAUGGAAUACAGGUUGGACUCUUCUUGCUAUUUUCACAGUCCUCGCGUUUCUAGUGGCUUUCGUUAUGGUGGUGUCUCUCUGCAGAAACUUCCAGCGAAGCAGACGAUUUCAGAAAGCGCGACAGAUGCAACCAAUCAAUUUCCAUCUUCUUGGUCACGUGGGCACAGACUCCGAAGAUGAAUCGGUGUUUGAUACCUAGACAGUUAUUGGCAAGUUUGUCUUCAAUUUUUUAUGUUGUAUAGUGCGCCAUGACACUUGUGUCCUUGAUUUAUCGUAAUUGCUUCCCGCCACCAAGGAGUACAAAUAGGUACUUGCAAAUCUUGGGAGUAAACUGUGAUCAGGUGAUGGACUCAUUUACUGGCAAUUCAGUCUAGGGGGAAUAGAAAUAUUCUCAAGCCUGGUUCAGACUUCCUGCGAAUUUGAAUAAGAAUUUUAAUGUCACAGCUUCGAUUUUUGCUGCAAACAUUGCUUCGACAAAAAAAUCUUUCAAAUUUAUCCAGUCAGUUUCCCUUGUGGUUUGUAUUGAUAUCUAAAAACUUUUUGUUGCGAA
This is a messenger RNA of Asterias rubens (European starfish), 1699 nucleotides long. RefSeq names its product prostatic acid phosphatase-like. The transcript is spliced from 10 exons. Lineage: Eukaryota; Metazoa; Echinodermata; Asteroidea; Forcipulatida; Asteriidae. The coding region runs from base 2 to 1348 and encodes 448 amino acids. The record is from RefSeq and is a predicted model, not a curated record. Gene Ontology annotation, molecular function: acid phosphatase activity. Gene Ontology annotation, biological process: lysosome organization; dephosphorylation. Gene Ontology annotation, cellular component: lysosome.